This is a messenger RNA of Gastrolobium bilobum, 1785 nucleotides long. RefSeq names its product cytochrome P450 711A1. The record is from RefSeq and is a predicted model, not a curated record. The coding region runs from base 69 to 1703 and encodes 544 amino acids. The transcript has 5 exons. NCBI's taxonomy places the organism in Eukaryota, Viridiplantae, Streptophyta, Magnoliopsida, Fabales, Fabaceae. Gene Ontology annotation, molecular function: oxidoreductase activity, acting on paired donors, with incorporation or reduction of molecular oxygen; monooxygenase activity; iron ion binding.
CCAAAGUCUCCGUCUCUUAUCUUUGAUAAUUUAUACAUUCCAAUACUGUUUUACAAGUAAAAAUAAAAAUGGUGUUGAUGGAUUUGGAAUGGCCGUUUCCAAUUCCAAGUGUCCCUUAUGCUUCAACAAUAAUGUUCACCCUGGUGGCGUUAAUAGGGGGAUUGUUUGUUUAUCUGUAUGGGCCGUAUUGGGGUGUAAGGAAGGUUCCAGGCCCAAAAUCUCUGCCGCUGGUAGGACACCUUCCCUUGCUGGCUAAGUAUGGUCCUGAUGUGUUCUCAGUCCUUGCAAAGCAAUAUGGUCCAAUCUACAGAUUUCAUAUGGGAAGACAGCCACUAAUAAUUAUAGCAGAUGCAGAGCUUUGUAAAGAGGUCUCCAUAAAAAAAUUUAAAGAUAUUCCAAACCGAAGUAUUCCCUCUCCUAUUUCUGCUUCCCCUCUUCACCAAAAAGGCCUCUUCUUCACCCGGGAUUCACAAUGGUCCACCAUGAGAAAUACAAUAUUGUCGGUGUACCAGCCAUCACACUUAUCCGGAUUAGUGCCUACAAUGCAGUCAUUCAUAGAAUCUGCGACCCAAAAUCUUGACUCUCAAAAAGAAGACAUUAUCUUCUCUGAUAUAUCUCUCAGACUGGCAACUGAUGUGAUUGGAGAGGCAGCCUUUGGUGUCAACUUUGGCCUCUCUAAGCCUCAUUCAGUUAGUGAUUCAAUCAAUAGUGUUAACAACAGUAACAACAAAGUAGGUGAUGCAGGUGCUAGUAAUGAAGUAUCAGAUUUCAUCAAUCAACACAUUUACUCAACAACCCAACUUAAGAUGGACUUAUCUGGUUCCUUCUCCAUCAUAGUGGGUCUACUUGUUCCAAUACUUCAGGAGCCAUUUAGGCAGAUUUUGAAGAGAAUACCAGGCACCAUGGACUGGAAAAUUGAGCGUACUAAUCAGAAACUAAGUGGCCGUCUUGAUGAGAUUGUGGAAAAUAGAAUGAAAGAGAGGAACCGAACUUCAAAGGAUUUCUUGUCACUCAUACUAAAUGCCAAAGAAUCAAAAGCCUUAUCAGAAAAAGUCUUCACCCCUGAUUGCAUUAGUGCUGUUACUUAUGAGCAUCUACUUGCUGGGUCAGCAACCACGGCCUUCACUUUGUCUUCCAUUGUCUAUUUGGUUGCUGGACAUCCAGAAGUUGAGAAAAAGCUACUUGAAGAGAUUGAUGGGUUUGGUCCUGUAGAUCAUACACCCACUUCUCAAGAUCUUCAUGACAAGUUUCCUUAUCUUGAUCAGUUGAUUAAAGAGGGGAUGAGGUUUUACACUGUCUCCCCAUUAGUUGCAAGAGAAACAUCAAAUGAAGUAGAGAUUGGAGGAUACCUUCUCCCAAAGGGGACUUGGGUCUGGUUAGCCCUUGGAGUUCUAGCAAAAGAUCCAAGAAACUUUCCAGAACCAGAAAAGUUCAAACCAGAGAGGUUUGACCCCAACUGUGAAGAAAUGAAACGAAGGCAUCCUUAUGCUUACAUACCGUUUGGAAUUGGUCCUCGGGCUUGCAUUGGUCAGAAAUUUACCCUACAAGAGAUAAAGCUUUCUCUGAUUCAUUUAUACCGGAGAUACUUGUUUCGGCAUUCACCUAAUAUGGAGAAUCCCGUAGAACUCGAUUAUGGCAUAGUCCUCAACUUCAAGCAUGGUGUCAAGCUCAGAGCCAUAGCAAGAACAGAGAGGAGUUGCUAAGUAAAGCGUUUUCAGAAGUUAGACGUUGGGAUUAUAAAUUAUAUUAGAAAUACUAAGUGUGCUGAGAUCCAAGAAUGAACAA